Messenger RNA from Toxoplasma gondii ME49, 5761 nucleotides. RefSeq lists its product as hypothetical. The transcript has 13 exons. The coding region runs from base 701 to 5158 and encodes 1485 amino acids. NCBI's taxonomy places the organism in Eukaryota, Apicomplexa, Conoidasida, Eucoccidiorida, Sarcocystidae. The record is from RefSeq and is a predicted model, not a curated record.
GCCUGCUUUCAAGCGUCUGCACGCUGUCGCACAGGUCGCGUGGAUGAAAAGCCUCGGGAAGCAGAGAAACGCCAUGUCCGGGGGUGUCUCCUCGCGAAAUACCAAGGGUCGCCUCUUUUUCUCUGUUCGUGACCUUCCUCCUUGGUCUUCUUUGCUUGCCUGGUUCUCCGUUCCUGUUCCCUUUCCUCUGCACCUCUCUUUUCGCUUUCUUUCCCCUUGUUCCCUCCCCUUUCUCCCCUGGGUCCAUCUUGUACGUCGUUUUCUCCGUCUCGCCCAGACUUCGCUGUUCUAUCCGUUCUUAAUCUUCGCGUUUGCCGUAAACGCGUCGACAGCUCCUGUGUAGAUUCACGGAACCUGCCGCAUGCAUCCGUGCUCACUCGCGUCUCUCUGCCGAUUUACCUGUAUUUUUUGCCUCUGCAUGCAUGCUUGUCCGGCACACACGGCUACCGAGGCGCGUUGGGUCGUCCGAGACUCUCAGCAGAGUUUUCUUUUGAGCCGAAGGUCGAGGAGAGAGAGGAGAUGCUGCAUGUUGUCUGACUGAUUCACUGAGGUCCCUUCAAAAACGGGAGUUUCUUUAGGAGCUAGAAAGUGCGAGAGAGAAAUUUUCAAAAAACGCGCCCCUGGUGGCACAGUCAGCAAACGCCGUCUGGACACUAUGUGCAUGCACCGUCGAUAGGCGGAGCAUUUCAAGUCCGCCGGGAUGCAGCAUCUGUCUGCGCGCCUUCCCGGAGCGGGGGCGCCGGCCCUGUCUCCUUCGGGCGCGUUGGGCGCCACUGUCUGCUCUUUCUUCAGCCCGCGCCUCGACGCCACUGGAGACCGCGCAUCUCCUCGCGCUUGCGUCUCUGAGAGAGUCUUGGAAGGAGUGCAGGACGUAGAGGAAAGAAACGCGUCAGAAGGAAGCGUAGACGGGGGAAGAAGUGGAGCAGGAAACCUCGAACUCGCUGGGGGUCACUCUCCCCUGGGGACAGGCGCAGGCGCCUCUGCCUCCGCCGAAGAGGACCGCGUAUGGCUUACCUUGGGUUCUCAGAGAGACUCGACAGAAGCGAAACGAACGCGACGAACAGGAGUCAGCGAGGAAGGGCGUCAGGUUCGAGAUGCCGCUUCUCUCGUUCCAAGGGAGAGAUGCUAUGGCUGUUGCGCGUCUUCUUUCUUUCUGUGUCCGAGCCGUCCACUCCUGGAGGCGGCCCUGCAGAGAGACGGCGAAGAUGACAGUGUGUGGGGAGACGUAGAAGAAGGCAAAGGUCGGGAGGAGGAGACGCAAGGCGCAGGCGAAGAAUGCAUGCAAACCGCCGACGCGACCGCUUGCUCUCCGCUACAUGCUGCUGCUCAGAGUCGCGCUUUCCACGGCCUGUCAUUUUCAGAGAGAAGAAACCCAGGGAUCUAUCCAGGGAAGAAGAAGAAAACGAACAUGAACUCGCCCUAUGCAGAGACUGCCGCCCCACGGUUCCCGCGGCUCGAUUUUUCCUUGGCCAAGGCGCUAGAGAGACUCGCUUCGUUCCAAGAGGGACGCGACAUAGACCUCCAAGCUGGGCGUCCUCUCGCUUUGGAGCCCAACGCGCCCGAACGGCACUCGGCAGGUGUCUCCGUUCUCGACGGGGUGACAAGGUCCGUUGCGGACGCGUUUCUCCGCGAAGAGACGGCGCGGGCGCUGGUCAAGUGCGCCGAAGCGAUGAGCGAAAAUUUUCGAUGUUUUCAUGAGUAUCUUAGGCGUUUUUGUAACGGGUCCAAUGCCCGCGGUGAGGAAGAACAAGAUGUCAGAGACGAGCGCCUCAGGCCGCCAGGCCUUUUCUUCGAUGGGGAGACGUCCCUGAAAGCCGAUGUCUUCCUCAAAAGCGCUCCAGGACUCUCUCUUCAGGCGAGAGAGAGGAAAGCGCGAACCACAGGCAGGCGAACGCCAUCGGCAGCCACACACAUAGAGGGCGCAGAUCAAUUACGAGACAGAGAGCGCCUCUUGGCCUCCUACGCCUUGCGACACAGAGACGCGCUGGCAGCCACGAUGAACUAUAUCUUCGAAUUGCACUCCGCCUCUCGAGCUCACGCACUGUCCGCCGGCGACCCGGCCGCAGGAGGCGAAGGCCAGGCAGAAGGCGAAGGCCAAGCAGCAGACAUGUCACCGAAGAGAGAGGACAACGUCGAGGUCACCGCCGCCCUCGAGAGUCUGCGUCUAGCCAUGAAGGCAUGGGAUAUCGCCAUGAUUUCGCUCGUUCUCCCUUCUCGGCGAAGACGCUUCAACCUCAUGGAGUGGCAGCGCCUCUGGUUGUGUCGCGUCGGAUCCUUCUCGACCGCGGGGCCUUCCGCGAGCUCCAGAGAAGAAGACAUUUGGGCUGACGUCGAGUCCCUGGUGGUUGAAGAGCAGGAUGGAGCGUGGACUCACGCAGACGCCGUCAACGUAGCAUGGCGACUCAACAAACGUCUCUGCAGGUUCCUCUGCCGGGCGGACUUCUCCUCCUGGCUGGCCGCCUGCGACCGCCUUGGGCUCCAGAACGUCCCCUGUCUCCUCGGCCUCGUCGCCGCCGUCCAAAACCUACAGCGGGUCUCAACGCUCGAUGGCAGAGACUCAGGCAACAACUCGGCGUCGCCGUCUUCUCGCGAGGCGGCAGGCGUCUCACAGGUGGACGAAAACUUUGAGGCAGCCGUGGCGAGUGCUCGCGCUACAGCCGCGAGAGUCGUCUUUCUGUUCGUCAACACCGCGACGCCUGCUGGCAUGUCAAACUCGGAGGCCCCGCUGGAGACUGUGGGGGAGCCGCCUCUCUCUGCCUUUUCACUGGGUCCCGAGGAGCAGCGAGCAUGGGGACUCCUCUCGCUCUCUCUUGCGCUGAUGGUCGGCAACGUCACCGCACCAGUGGCUGCUGUCUUCGACGUUUCAGAAACCUUUCUCUCUUCUCAGACAGACGUCUUCCCCUUUUCCCUCUCUGCCUUGACCUCGUCUCACUCUCCCCUCCUCGCUUCUUCAGAGCGUCAAGCCAGCAGCAACCUGCCGUCUUCUCCUUCCUCUCAUUUUGCUUCUUCUUCGUCCUCUGUUCGCCGGCGGGGGCUUUCCUCGUCAUCGGCGUCGGCGGGAGACGGCUGGGCAUGCGCGCUGUUACAGGAGAGUUUCAUCUCGUCUCUGUUUUGGUCUCUCUUUCCCUCGGUGUCUCUCCACUCGCAGUUCCUGUUUUUCCUCAGGGCGAACGCGCCGACGCUUCUCGCCCUGCAGGCCCAGGACGAUCCACGGGGACAGGACGGAGAAGGCAGGAGGCGGGGAGACGAGCGCGGCGGACUGGGAGGCGGAGGCGAGCGUGGAAAGGGUGGAGGGGAACUGGAGGUCUGUGUGCAACCUGAAAGGGAUAGGGUGCAAACGGACCACUGCGCGAACGUCGAUCUGGCGGCGUUCGAUCUCGACGCAGCCGACCGCCUUGUUCUCGCUCUCUGGCGCUCGCAAGGGCACCCAGAAGGCACGACGCAGAACGGCGCGCUCCAGCUGCUCCAUCUGCUCGUGGAGGACGCGGGACUCGCUUCUUCGUUUCCUCCCUUCUUCUUCGCCCACAUUGUCGACCUUCUCUUCCUUGCCGACGCCUUCGCUCCACUCCCGCCGGGCGUCGCAGCUGAAGCGCGAUGCGACAUCGUGAUGGAAUACGGAGCCUCGCUCCUCGCACAUAACCAGGUGCAUGCAUCCGUUCCUUACCUCCAAGAAGCGGCGCGCGUCCCUGCACUCGUUCCGGCAGUUCUUGAUUUGCUGCGAAGAUUCCUCGCCUCGUCGGUGCACGCCUUUUCGGACUUCCGAGAUCGCGCGGCUUCUCUGCAGGACUUGGAGCUUCCCCCGCCGCCACCGGGCUGCCGAGCUGCGGCUUCUGACAGCGGGGCCACCGAGGACGCAGAGGCAGAGAACAAGAGCCUUGGAGGGGACAUUCAAAGUUUCAACUCAUCCCUCGAUCCCUGUGCAAUUCUUCUUCACGGCUUCUCCCAAGCUUGCGGCCUCACUUGUGUUGCGGAGGCUCAGCGAGCGUUGUCUUCUUCUGGGCGCCGUUCUUCUUCUCUGUCUUCUCACACUGUGCCUGCUUCGGCAGUGGCGCCUUCGUCGGCGGCUGCUGGAGACGAGGAGAGCGAGCGCGCUCUUCUCCUUCUUCGAGAUAGCUUUUGCUUUCUGCUGUUUCGUGCUCGGCGGAGAAGCCGGCGCUCGUCCCUGGCGUCUUGCCCUUUCUCUCCCUCUUGUUCUAGCGAAGGGGAAGACGAAGAAGAGAGAGAAGAAUGCGCUGCGCUUCAACGACAGAUGGAAGCGCUCGACCGCCUACUUCGAAGGUUUUGCCGUCUGGGCACUCGCCACUGUGCGUGUCUUCUCGCCGCCUUGAGCGGGGACUCUUCGCCUUCUGUCCCUCCCGCGGAGGCGUCUACUGGGCUUACCGGGUUGUCACCUUCGAAGUCGAGCUCCGAGGCGGCGCGCCUCCUGGAGGCGUCGCUGCGCGCAGUGGCUGCUGCUUCUUCAUCGGCCGCCGUGGAUGGCUUUGGUGACUCUGCGGAGGGGACCGACGAUGCAUGCGACUUUGGACGCACAGGUGGAGAAGGGAGACAGAAGCGCCGUCGCAUCCAAGUUGCAGCGCCCUGCGGAACCUGCUGCGGGGGGCAGGACCCCACAGAGUGUGCUGCAGAGGAGACAGAAGGGAGAGACGACCUGGAUCUCUUGGAUGCCUGUGCUCGGAGCCAAGGCGUUGGAGGAGACGCGUCGCUUCCCUCUCUCCUCGUCUUUCUCGCGCUCUAUGCGAAGAGGAGACCCGCGCUGGAGCGUUUCCUGCGGAGACACGACGCCAACGACUCAGCAUGGCUUCACACGGCUUCUUCUCUCAUGUGUCUGCGUGAGUUCAUCGUUCCUGGAUUCGUGGCCCUGGUCGCCUUUGUGGGGUCCCCGCAAGUGUCUCCUUCGAUCCCGGCCUUCUUUUUGGGGUGUCUCCUCUUCGACGCGCUGCGUCUCCUGAGGCUCUGCAGUACUUCCCCCACUUUGAUCGGCACAUUCAAGCGCAGAAACCUAAGUCUCCUCUCCACGUCCUGGCGGAGAUGCUUAGAUGCAAUCCUCCUCCAGACGACGUCUGACGAACAGUGCUCAGGCAUUGACUGGAGAAGUCCCGAACUGCAGCGAACCAUGGUGAACGCGCUCGUCCUCGCCGAGUCGCGGUGUGUGGCGUGAAGGCGCGCCUUGGGAGUCCCCGUCGGAGACAGCAGACGUUUCAAAGUCGCUGCAUCGGAAGCCGGCGCAUGCGAAGACAACCAUCGUUCCGAGGAAGGCGACACACAAAGCCUUGUGACUGGAGGGAAGAUCAUAGAGCAGAGGAGCGCACUCACUCUGGGCUCGCUAACGCGCCUGUCUUUAUUUCGGCUGCGUGGCUAAGUCUCCCUCGAGGACCGUCCUGAGCUAUAAUGCCGUCUCCGUGCAUUCAGCAAACAUAUCCGUUUCUGUGGAACAGUCGGCGUGGAUGCGUGUGUUCUUUUCACGCUGCUCAUUGUUUACGGAAAAAAACAGAUCUCUGUGUCGAGCCUGGGUUUUGUGGUUUCGGGGCUCUCACUUUUCGCUGUCUCGUGAUGUCUCUGGCGGUCGCGUUGGUGUUUCACCGACUGGUCCCUGUGUCGCUGGCUUCCUGGUCUCUUGCGCCGCAUUUUGACUCUGGAUAUCUGUCGAUAUUUUCGAGAACGAGAGAUCGUUCCUGUUUUUGUCUCUCAGUGUGGAGAGCCUCUUUUCCUUUUCAGACGCGUAGCCGGGGGCCUGCUGCCUCGCAAACCACGAUAAUCGUGC